Molecule: messenger RNA, 12732 nt
Organism: Dryobates pubescens (Downy woodpecker)
Lineage: Eukaryota; Metazoa; Chordata; Aves; Piciformes; Picidae
Gene: SSPOP
Product: SCO-spondin
Exons: 77
Coding region: 1-12732 (4243 amino acids)
Cellular component (GO): extracellular matrix
Molecular function (GO): protein binding
Source: RefSeq, a predicted model, not a curated record
AUGGCCACGGUACUGUGGUUGCCCAAUUUGCUCCUGGCCUCCCUCCUGCUCUGUGUGGCUGUGGUGGAAGCAGCAACUGGGCGAUGGUGCGAGGAGACAGUGGAAGUGACAGCGGAGGAGGAGGUGACACCACGGCUGGAGGACGCGGUGCCCUGUGCCAGCCUCUACCACUACAGCCUGUCUGGGUGGCGGAUUGACCGUGAACGCAUGCGCCAAGCCUAUGGUGGGGACCGUGGUGAGCCCCAGCCUGGCUCUGGCAAACCCCUCUGCUACAUCUACCGACCCCCAGAGAUGCGGCCGGUGGUGUGGAACCGGACGGUGCUGGCCUGCUGCCGUGGCUGGAGCGGGCCGCACUGCACCGAAGGUGAAGGCUUGCUGGGGCAAUGCUAUGGCACGUGGCAGUGCCAGGAAGACGCCAGCAGCCACAACCUCAGUGCCAUGAGCCUGGCCGAGUGCUGCCGGCACCCCUGGGGCCACAGCUGGCGCAAUGGCUCCACUGCACCCUGCCUGGCCUGCACCCGCCUGCCCCUCACCGGCGAUGCAUCACCAAGGCUGUCACCUGCCGUGUCCCUGCGGGGAGCAGUCACCCAGCAUCGUGGCACCGGGGCUGAGUGCCUGGCCUGGGCUGGGUCUCGCUACCGCACCUUCGACCGGCGCCACUUCCACUUCUCUGGCCACUGCCUCUACACCCUGGCUACUGCCACUGAUGGCACCUGGGCCGUCACCAUCGCUGCUGGCGAGCACCGGGUGCUGCACAUGACCUUUGGCACGGACACGGUGUCGUUGCGGGGCCGGAACGUCUCGGUGAACGGCGCGGUGGUGCCUGAGGGGCAGCCGUACCUGCGCAGCGGGAUCACUGUCACCUGGCUGGGUGACUGGGUGGCUGUCGCCAGCGGGCUGGGCGUGAAGGUGGCAUCGGACGGGCACCAGGCGGUGACAGUGAUGGUGGACGCCGAGCUGCGGGGCAGCACGAGGGGGCUCUGCGGCACCUACAACGAUGACCCUGACGAUGACUUCCAGCGGCCGCGGGGGGACGUGGCUGCCUUUGCCUCCAGUUUUGGCAACUCCUGGAAGGUGCCGGCUGCCGCCACGGAGCCUAACUGCAGGGAUGCGGUGGAGCCUGGCCCCGGUUGUGCCAAGGGCACCGUGGUGCAGCGGGCAGCCGAGGCCAGCUGUGGCAAGCUGCUGGCUGAACCCUUCCGCCAGUGCCAUGAUGAGGUCGACCCUGGUGGGUUUUAUGCAGCAUGCCUGGAAUUGUGGUGCCAGGAGGGUGACGCCAGCACCUUGCCACCACCGACUGUCUGUGACACCUUUGCUGCCUAUGCCCGGAGCUGUGCUCACCACCAGACCCACCUGGACUGGCGCCAGCCUGGCUUCUGUGAGCGCAGCUGUGCCACAGGGCAGCGUUUCUCUGAUUGCAUCUCCUCGUGCCCCCCGAGCUGUGCCAGUGUGGGCAGUGCCGAGGCAGGGCCGUGCCACCACGACUGUGCCGGUGGCUGCGAGUGCAUGCCGGGGCUCUACUGGGAUGGGAGCCUCUGUGUGCCCCCCACUGCCUGCCCCUGCCACCACCGGCGCCAGCGCUAUGCCCCUGGGCAGAGCAUCCGCCAGCGCUGCAACCUCUGCACGUGCCAGGGUGGGCGCUGGCUCUGCGGGCAGGAGCGGUGCCCAGGGGAAUGUGCAGUGCUGGGAGGCCACCACUACAUCACCUUUGACCGCCGGCGCUUCUCCUUCCUGGGCACCUGUGCCCACAUCCUGGUGCAGGACUUUGUGGAGGGGCAGCUGCUGAUCACAGCUGAGCAUGGGGCUUGUGCUGACCAACAGACCCCCGUCUGCCACCGUGCCCUCUCCAUCAGUGCCCGACGGACCUCUGCCCGCCUCCGUGGCACAGGCGAGGUGAUGGUGGACGGGCAGGAGGUGUCGUUGCCCUUCUCUGGUGCUGAGCUGAGCAUCCGCCGCGUGUCCUCCUCCUUCGUGCUGCUCCAGACCUUUGGGGCCCAUGUGCUGUGGGGGCUGGAGACCCCCAACAUCUACAUCACCCUGCAGCCAACCUUCGCCGGCAAGGUGCGGGGCCUCUGUGGCACCUACAACUGGCACCAGCAGGAUGAGUUCACCACACCGGCAGGGGACGUGGAGCUCGGUGUCGUUGCUUUCGCCAACAAGUUCUGGGUGCCUGGCACUUGCCCAGCUCCUGGCCCUGUGCCCCUUGACUCCUGCGAUGCCUUCGCCGGGCACAGGGAGUUGGUUGAAGCUGCCUGUGCCAUCCUGCUUGGUGCUGCGUUCCAGCCCUGUCACCAGCUGGUGGAUCCAGAGCCAUUCCUGGAGCUGUGCCAGGCUGAGGCCUGCACCUGCCAGGAUUUGCCGCGGUGCCUGUGCCCAGUGCUGGCUGCAUAUGGCAGGGAGUGUGCCAGGGAUGGGGUUGAGCUCUCCUGGAGGAACCAGAGUUUCUGCCCUGUACCAUGUGCUGGGGGCCAGCUGUACCAGGACUGCGGCCGGGUCUGUGGCCGGAGCUGCGCUGAGCUGCGGUUGGAUGGGUCCAGGGGCUCCUGCCUGGAGCUGCCUGGGCUCUGCGUGCCCGGCUGCCAGUGCCCUGCCGGGCUGCUGCUGGCACAGGAAGGACAAUGUGUGCCCCCGUCUGCCUGCCCCUGCCGCCGUGGCACACAGCUCCAUCCACCUGGCACUCACCUCCGGCAGGGCUGCAGUGACUGCGUCUGCACCGGCGGCUCCUGGCGCUGUGCCGAAGGGCCCUGCCCCAUGGCUGCCCUCUGCCCAGGAGGGCUGCUCCCUGCCCCUGGCUCCUGCCUGCGCCGCUGCGACAGCACUGAGCCCAACGGCACCUGUGCCGGCAUUGCCGACGGCUGCGUCUGCCCCCCCGGCACCGUCUACCUGGAUGGCAGCUGCGUGGCACCGGAUGAGUGUCCCUGUGCCCACGGCGGGCAGCUCUACUGGCCCAAUGCCACCAUUGUCCAGGACUGCAACACCUGCGUGUGCCAGCGGCAGCAGUGGCACUGUGGGCAGGAGGCAUGUGCAGGGACCUGCGUGGCAACAGGGGACCCUCACUACAUCACCUUCGACGGCAGAGCCUUCACCUUCCCGGGGGACUGCGAGUACCUGCUGGCACGGGAGGCCACUGGGCUCUUCACCAUCACUGCUGAGAACGUGCCCUGUGGCACUGCCGGCGUCACCUGCACCAAGUCGGUGGUGGUGGUGAUGGGCAACACCGUGGUGCACAUGCUGCGAGGGAGGGAUGUGACGGUGAACGGGGUCUCAGUGCGACCCCCCAAAGUCUAUGGUGGCAGCGGGCUGGCGCUGGAGCGUGCUGGGCUCUUUGUCCUGCUCCUGUCCCGCCUGGGGCUGGCUGUGCUCUGGGAUGGAGGUACGAGGGUUUAUGUCCGGCUGGAGCCGCAGCACCGGGGCCGUGUGGCUGGGCUCUGUGGGGACUUCGACGGCGAUGCCGAGAACGAUUUCCGCAGCCGCCAAGGGGUCCUGGAGCCCAGUGCCCACCUCUUUGCCAACUCCUGGCGCCUCAGCCUGCUCUGCCCAGAGGUCGAUGGCACCGAUGCCCGGCACCCCUGCACUGAGAACCCCCACAGGGCACCAUGGGCUCGCCGGCGCUGUGCCAUCCUUCACCAGCAACUUUUUGCGCCAUGCCACGAGGCCAUCCCAUGCCAACGCUUCUAUGACUGGUGCCUCUUUGAUGCCUGCGGCUGUGACUCUGGAGGGGACUGUGAGUGCCUGUGUACAGCCAUCGCCACCUAUGCCCAGGAGUGUGCCCGGCGUGGCAUCCACGUCCCAUGGCGCAGCCAGGACCUGUGUCCCCUGCAGUGCAAUGGGGGUCAGGAGUACAGCCCUUGUGCCCCCCCCUGCCCCCCAACCUGCCGUGGCCUUGGCCGGGAGCCCCCCGAACACUGCCGCGACCUGCCCUGCCUGGAGGGCUGCUUCUGCCCCACAGGAACCGUGCUGCAUGAUGGCCGCUGCCUGCACCCCACUGAGUGCCCCUGCUUCUGGGAUGGCUUUGCCUUCCCAGCUGGUGCUGCAGUGCAGCAGGGCUGCAAGAACUGCACGUGCGCAGCAGGACGCUGGCAGUGCCCAUCCUCACCGGAUCCGUGCCCGCUGGCACCGCGCUGUGCCCCCUGGGAGUUCUCAUGCCACGCGGACGGGCGCUGCGUGCCGGGCACCUGGCUGUGUGACGAUGAGGACGACUGCGGUGAUGGCUCGGACGAGGCCUGUGCCCCACGCUGCGCCCCACACCAGCACCGCUGCGCCGACGGGCACUGCCUGGCAUGGGCUGGGCGCUGCGAUGGCACCGCUGACUGUGCUGACGGCUCAGAUGAGGCCGGCUGCCCCCCGACCUCCUGCCUGCCCCCCAGCUUCAGCUGUGCCAGCGGCCGCUGCGUGUCCCCAGCGCAGGUCUGUGACGGGCACCUGGACUGUGGUGAUGGGGAUGGCUCGGACGAGGCGGGCUGCAGCCCGCGGUGCGCGGAGGGCGAGUUCCGGUGCGCCGUGGGGCGCUGCGUGCCCUACCCCCAGCGCUGCGACGGCCGCGACCACUGCGGCGACUUCAGCGACGAGCGCGGCUGCGGCUGCCCCCCCGGGCACCUCCAGUGCCCCGAUGGGCGUUGCCAGCCUCCCGCCGCCGUCUGCGACGGGCACCGCGACUGCGCUGAUGGCACCGACGAAGCCUUCUGCCCCGAGCGGGCAACGUGCCCCCCUGGGCAGCUGCCCUGCCCCGAUGGCUCCUGCAUCGGCGAGGCCGCGGUGUGCGACGGUGCCAGCCACUGCCGUGACGGCUGGGACGAGAGUCCAGCAGGCUGCGCUGUGGCACUGCCCGCGGCUGUGCCCACCGUGCCCACCAACGCCUCAGCAGAGCCAGCGUGCGGCCCCUACGCCUUCAGCUGCGGCAGCGGGCACUGUGUGCCACGGGGGUGGCUGUGCGAUGGUGAGGCCGACUGCCAGGAUGGCACUGAUGAGCUGGGCUGUGCCAGCGACUGCCAGCCUGGCCACGUCCCCUGUGCCCACGGUGCCAGCUGUGUCCCCUAUGGGCACCUCUGCGAUGGCAUUGCCCACUGCCGCGACCAUUCCGAUGAGAGCCACGACCGCUGUGGCUCCAGCGCUGUUCUGCCAUGCCCGGGCCGCUUCUCCUGUGACGAUGGCAUUUGCCUCAACAUCUCGAGGGUCUGUGAUGGUGCCACCGACUGUCCCCAUGGCGAGGACGAGCUGGCCUGUGAGACCCAUGUCCCCACCAGUGCCAUCAACCAAACCAGGGGUCCCUGCACCGAAUUCGCCUGUGGUGGGGGCGAGUGCGUCACCUUCCAGCAGGUGUGUGAUGGUGUGUCAGACUGCAGUGCUGGGGGUGCUGAUGAGAGGGGCUGCGGGGUGUGGGGACCCUGGGGACCUUGGGGUCCCUGCACCCACUCCUGCGGGCCCGGCCAGCAGCGCCGCAGCCGUGCCUGUCACCAGCACCGCGCUGGCAUCCUGCACCGGUGCCAGGGCCAGGCCCAGCAGGAGCAGCAGUGCUUCAGCCUCGCCUGCCCCGUGGAUGGGUCCUGGGAAGAAUGGGGGCCCUGGUCCAGCUGCUCGGGGGGCUGCCAGGGGGUACGGCUGCGGCGGCGGCUCUGCCGGGACCCCCUCAACGGCGGCCGGGGCUGUGCAGAGCUGCCGGAGGGAGAUCCUCAGAGCGUCCAGAUGGGUCCCUGUGCCCCCGGGGGCUGCCCCAACGCUUCCUCCUGCCCAUGGGGGCUGCACCCACUCGCCUGUGCCCCGUGCCCUGCGUCCUGUGCCGACCUGGCUACGGGCACCGACUGCAGGCACCACCGGCCCUGCACUCCCGGGUGCUGGUGCGCAGCGGGGCUGGUGCUGGAUGCGGGCGAGGCUGGCGCCGGGCGGUGCGUGCGGCCGCGGGACUGCUUGUGCCAGGCUGGAGGGUUGCGGUACCGCCCGGGGCAGCUGGUGAAGGUCAACUGCCAACUCUGCACCUGCCUGGAAGGGCAGCUGCGGCUGUGCCACCCCAACCCCGACUGCACCGUUCACUGCGGCUGGUCGGCGUGGUCGGCGUGGGGUGAGUGCCCCGGGCCCUGUGGCACCCAGAGCGUGCAGUGGUCCUUCCGCAGCCCCACCAACCCCAGCCGGCGUGGCGGCGGGCGGCAGUGCCGGGGCAUCUACCGCAAGGCUCGCAGGUGCCAAACGGCUCCGUGCCGGCAGUGCCGGUACCAGGGCCAGUGGCACAGCCCAGGCGAGCGCUGGCGCAGGGAGCCGUGCCACGUCUGCCAGUGCCUGCCCAGCCUGGCUGUCCGCUGCUCACCAUACUGCCCGCUCCGUGCCACCGGCUGCCCACAGGGCCAGGAACUGGUGGAGGGCCAUGGGGAUGCCUGCUGCUCCUGUGUGCCAGGGGGUGACAACGUGACAGCCAUGCCCCCGAUUCUGGCAACAGAGCCCCCUGCUCCUGCCACCACAGUGCCACCAGAGUCUGCUGGCACUCCCCUCCUAACCUUCCCAUUGCCUCCCCUGGGUGACCCCUGCUACCGCCCCUUGGGCAUCGCCGCGCUGCCUGACAACAGCUUCAGUGCCUCCACGGCACAGGCUGGGAGCCCCCCCGAGGCUGCCCGGCUGCGCCAGGGCGAUGAUGGCAGUGAUGGUGCCACUGGGAUGGGGCUGCAGGGUUGGGCACCCCUGGAUGAAGCCCACACGGCACUGCCCACCCCCACCCCGUUCCUGCAAGUGGACCUGCUGCAGCCCACCAACAUCACUGGGGUGGUGGUGCAGGGAUCUGGCUCCUCCGAUGCCUUCAUCACUUCCUUCCUGCUGCACUUCAGCGACGAUGGCAGCCGCUGGCACCGCUACCGCCAGCUGUUCCCGGGGAGCUGGGCGUCGGGCACGCCGGCGGUGCGGCUGCUGGGCCGCAUGGUGCAGGCACGGCACCUCCGCAUCCUGCCCAGGGGCUUCCACCGCCACAUCGCCCUGCGCCUUGAGCUGCUGGGCUGCCCACCAGUGCCAGUGCCGACAGUGGCAGUGCCAGUGAUGAUGCCGGUGACGAGGACAUCGCCAGCGAUGCCAACACAGCGCCCAUGCGGUGCCGGCGAGUUCCGCUGUGCCAACGGGGUGUGCAUCCAGGGGGGGCCCCAUGGUGCCAUGUGUGAUGGCAUCAACGACUGUGGAGACCUCUCGGACGAGCUGCCCUGCGGCCUGGUGCCCCCAGGAACACCCUCUGCGAUGCCCCAGCCGUGUCCCCCACCCCUCUUCACCUGCUCGGGCACCGGCAGCUGCCUCCUGGCACACCACAGGUGCGAUGGCAUUGCCGACUGCGCCGAUGGCACCGAUGAGGCUGAUUGCUCCACCAGCCCCCCUGUCGGGGUCGCCCCCUCCAGCUGCCCCCCCAAGCAGUUCGGCUGCGGCAGCGGGGGGGGCUGCGUGCCCCGCGGGAAGCGCUGCGACCUCCGCCCCGACUGCCCCGACGGCUCGGACGAGCGCGGCUGCGUCGACUGUGUCCUGUCGCCCUGGGGGGAGUGGGGGCCCUGCAGCCGCUCCUGCGGGCUGGGGGUGACCCUGCGGCUGCGGGUGGAGCUGCGGGGAGCCCUGCCCGGGGGGGACUGCGACCGCCCCCGCAUCGACACCCGGCCCUGCUUCGAGAGAGCCUGCCCAGUGCCCGGCGGCUGGGCGCGCUGGGCAUCGUGGUCGCCCUGCGACGCCCCAUGCGGGGGGGGCGUGAGGAGCCGGACCCGGAGCUGCAGCGACCCCCCCCCCAAAAACGGGGGCGAGCCCUGCCCAGGCCCUCCCCUGCAGAGCGAGCCCUGCAACCUGCGGCCCUGCGGGGACCCCCCAGCCUGCGACCCCCCGAUGCUGUUUGUGGGGCCCGGGGGCUGCGAGGUGGGGCACGUCCCUUCCUGCCCCCCAACCUGCGGGGACCUGAGCACCAACGGGAGCUGCCCCGAGGAGUGCCAGGAGGGCUGCCGGUGCCCGCCGGGGCUGUACAUGCAGGAUGGCAGCUGCGUCACUGCCACUGACUGCCGGUGCCACCUGCCUGGCCGCCAGCUCCUGCCCGGGGAGGCCUUUGCCAGCAGCUGCCAGACCUGGUCGCCCACCAACCCCCCUGCAGCCGCUGGUGGUGCCCCCUGUGCUGGGCCCAGCCAGGAGCAACGUGAGUGCCAGGAGCCCUGCGUCACCAAGGCACCCUGGGGCACAGGGGAGCCGUGGGGUGAGUGGGCACCAUGGGCACCAUGGGGGCCCUGCAGCGUCUCCUGCGGUGGGGGAGAGCGGCUGCGCCAGCGGCAGUGCCAGGGGGCACCAUGCCCAGGACAGGGCCUGCAGAGCCAGAGCUGUAACAGCCAUGUCUGCCGCGAUGCUGGGUGCCCUCCGGGGCGGCUGUUCCGUGGGUGCCCAGGGGACGGGGGGUGCCCCUUCAGCUGCGCCCACCUGGCAGGGAGGGAGGAGUGUGCCCAGGGGGACUGCACCGAGGGGUGCCACUGCCCCCCUGGCACCCUCCUGCACCGUGGAGCCUGCGUGCAGGAGUGUCCCUGUGUGGUGACGGCGGAGCUGCUGCGGGAGCUGCAGGACGGGGGUACCGCCCCCCCGGCCCCCCCGGCCCCCCCUGUCAGCAGCAGCCCCCACGGCCCCAGCCCCCACGGCCCCAGCCCCCACGGCCCCAGCACCAAUGGCACCAGCACCCACGGCCCCAGCACCAAUGGCACCAGAACCCACGGCCCCAGCACCCACGGCCCCAGCACCAAUGGCACCAGCACCAAUGGCACCAGCCCCCACGGCCCCAGCCCCCACGGCCCCCGCCUCGUCCUGGGCCAGGAGGUGCCCCCGGGCAGCAUCAUCCAGCUGGGCUGUGGCAACUGCUCGUGCCAGGGGGGCCGCCUGCGCUGCCCACCCGGGGGAUGCCGAGAGGGACACUGGAGUCCCUGGGGCCCCUGGAGUCGCUGCUGGCCCGACUGCGGGGAGGGACUGGGGGUCAGCACCCGCCGGAGGGGCUGCCCCGGAGACCCCUCCCCGGCCCCGCGCUGCGCUGGGGCCAGCACGGAGAGCAGGUUCUGCCGCAGCCCGCCCUGUGCCGGCAGCGGGGCCGGGGGGCACUGGGGGCCCUGGGGGCCCUGGACCCCCUGCAGCCGCAGCUGUACCCGCCCCGAGGCUCCGGCAACCAAGAGCCGGCGGCGGGACUGCGAGGUGGGGUCGGGGGGCUGCGGGGGGGUCGGCCUCCAGCAGAGACCCUGCAACCUGCCCCACUGCUCAGUGUCGUGUCCCUGCUCCCCCUUCGUCUCCGCAGCUGCCCCUUCCCGCGACUGCCGCUGGACCCCCUGGGGACCGUGGGGGGGCUGCUCCCGCAGCUGCGGCGGGGGGCAGCAGCUCCGCAUCCGCGCCUAUACCCCGCCGACUCCGGGGGGCCGCUGGUGUCGCGACAUCCUCCGCGAUAACCUCCAGUAUCGAGCCUGUGGGCUGCGGGCCUGCCAGGUGGCCGGUGCCUGGUCCCCGUGGUCGCCCUGGUCCCACUGUGACCGCAGCUGUGGCGGGGGGCGCUCCAUUCGCAGCCGCUCCUGCACCCGUCCCCCCCCCAAAAACGGGGGGCAGCCCUGCCCGGGGGAGCGGCACCAGCUGCGCCUCUGCAACCCUCAGCCCUGCGGCACUGGGUGCCCCCCCGGCCUGGCACCGGUGCCCUGUGCCACCCAGUGCCCGCGGCACUGCCGGGACCUGCAGCAGGGACUGGUCUGCGCGGAGGGGCAGUCCUGCCAGCCUGGCUGCCGCUGCCCCAAUGGCACGCUGGAGCAGUCGGGGCGCUGCGUGCCCCCCAGCCAGUGUCCCUGCCUGUCCCGGGGAGGGCGGCUCUGGCCUGCCGGGAGCCGGUCCCGGGCCGGUUGCUGGAGCUGCCGCUGCAGCUGGGGGGUUCUGAGCUGCACCCCCAGGAGCUGCCCCCCGCCGCGCUGCGUCUUCAGCCGCUGGAGCAGCUGGGCAGCCUGCAGUGUCACCUGCGGCGGCGGCACAAGGGAGCGCUACAGGACGCGGAUCGCAGGGCGCUGCGCGGGGGCGGAGCGGCAGAGCCAGCGGUGCCAGGAGGGGCCAUGCCCACCCCUUUGCCCCUGGGCUGGGGGCCAGCGGCACCUGGGCGAGAGCUGGACCGGGGCGGGCUGCGAGAGCUGCACCUGCACACCCGAGGGCCCCCAGUGCCAGGCCACCCCCUGUGCUGAUGUGUGGGUCUGCAUGUGGGGUGCCUGGACCCCCUGCAGCCGCUCGUGUGGCACCGGCCUGGCCACGCGGGAGGCCACCUGCACCCGCCUCGAUGGCACCCACGGGGGUGGCACCCAUGGCAACGGCACCCCUGGAGGUGGCAUCCAUGGAAGUGGCACUCACGGCAAUGACACUGGUGGAGAUGGCACCCAUGGCAAUGACACCCAUGGCAAUGGCACCCAUGGCAAUGACACCUAUGAUGAUGGCACCCCCGGCAAUGGCACCCAUGGCAAUGGCACCCAUGGCAAUGACACCUAUGAUGAUGGCACCCCCGGCAAUGGCACCCAUGGCAAUGGCACCCAUAGGGAGGUCAAGGCCUGUUACCUGCGACCAUGCCCAGCCGCCUGCCCCUGGGGCCCCUGGAGCCACUGGACGCCCUGCUCCUGCCAGACCCCCUGGCAGCACCGGCACCGGCACCGUCUGGGCACUGCAGGCUGUGUGGGCACCGAUGGGCAGAGCCGCCCCUGCAACACCUCGGGGUGCUCGGAGCUGAGCUGUGUCCCCCCCUUCCGGUACCAGCCGUGUGCCCCCCCCUGUGCUGGGCUCUGUGCCAGCCUCCAGCACCCUCAGUUCUGCCCAGUGCCCUCCCGGUGCCAGCCUGGCUGCGUCUGCCCACAGGGGCUGCUGGAGCAGUCGGGGGGGUGCGUGCCCCCCUCCCAGUGCCGCUGCCUGCACCCCAGUGCCCCCCAGUCCCUGGCUGCCGGUGCCCGCGUCCGGCUGGGCUGCAAGGAGUGUGUGUGCCAGAACGGGACCCUGCAGUGCAGUGACAGCGGGUGCUGGGGGCAGCUGCCGCUGAGCCCCUGGUCAGAGUGGGGACCCUGCAGCCCCUGCCAGCUCCUGCCCACGCUGCAACCUGGCACUGGGGCACCGAGCCUGGCAUGGCCGGGAAGGGGUGCACUGGAUGAGGGGACACCAGUGGCUGAGUGGAUGCCAGAUGAGUGGACACCAGAUGAGUGGACACCAGAUGAGGGGACAUUAGAUGAGGGGACAGCAGCCAGUGAGUGGACACAGGGUGAAUGGACAUCGAAUGAGGGGACACUGGUGGCUGAGGGGACACCGGUGACAGAGGGGACACCAGCGACAGAGGGGACACCAGCUGAGUGGACACCAGUGGCUGAGUGGACAGUGGCUGAGACAACACUGGUGGCUGAGGGGACACCAGUUGAAGUGACGUUGGCAGCUGAAAGGAUGCCAAUGGGCAAGGGAAUGCCAACGAUGGAGGCAACAUCAGCCAAGGGGACACUGAUGCCCGAGGUGACACAGCCCAAGGAGACACCAGCAGAGGUGGCACUGCCUGAGGGGACCCAGGUGGCUUCACGGCAGUGGCGCUACCGGACCUGUCUGGACCCCCAGAGUGGCCUGGCCUGGGAGGGCCCCGCGGCUGCCUGCUCCUCUGAGCUGCGCCAGCAGCGGCCCUGCCCAGACACCUCCCUGUGCCAAGACUUCUGCCUCUGGAGCCCCUGGGGACCCUGGGGACCCUGCCUGGAUCCCUGUGGCAGUGGCUACCGCCUGCGCCAACGCCAACUGCUGCAGAAUGGGGACUGCGUGGCUGUCACCACCUCUGGGGACAAUGGCACUCGCCAGCUGCCAGCAGGGGAGGUGGCACAGCAGCAGUGCCACAACUGCACAUGCCAGAACGGGACCUUCGGCUGCCCGACGUCACCGUGUCCCUCCUAUGGGCCAUGGUCACUGUGGGGACCCUGCUCCAGGAGCUGCGGUGGUGGCAACACCUCCCGGCACCGUGACUGCCGCCAGAGCGCCGGUGGCGUGGCCUGUGGUGAGGCUGGCACCCAGGAGACAGCUGAGUGCAACCAACAGCCCUGCCCUAGUGGUGGGACACAGGGCUGUCCCACCGGUGAGUUGUGGCAAGACCCAGAGCUACCCUACGGCUGCAACCAGAGCUGCCAGCAUAUUGGGCACGAGCCCCCACCUGACUGCCCUGUGCCACCAGCUGCGGGCUGUGUGUGCCAGCCUGGGCACUACCGCAACGACAGCGGGCACUGUGUCCCGGCUGCCCAGUGCCAGUGCUGGCACCGUGGGCAGCUGCACCAGGCUGGCAGCAAUUGGCAGGAGUCGUGCCAGGUGUGCCACUGUGUGGCUGGGAGGGUGGUCUGUGCCCCCCUCCAGUGCUCCCCGGUCACCUGCCCUGAGGGCUCGGUCAAGGUCCGGGAGCCAGGGGGCUGCUGCCCUGUGUGCCGGGAGCUGUGGCCGGAUGUGUCCCCCUCCACGUGCCACCGCGUCACCGAGCUGCGGAACAUCACCCAGGGCCCCUGUGCCCUGCCUGGGGUCAACGUCACCUCCUGCGCUGGGCAUUGCCCGUCCCGCACUGCCGUCACCACCCAGGAGCCGUACCUGCGCAGCCUGUGCCAGUGCUGCAGUUACCAGCUGGACCCUGCCAGCCCUGUCCGCACCCUGCGGCUGCUGUGCCCGGGAGGAGGCACCCGGCCUGUGCUGCUGCCCCGGAUCAGUGCCUGCCACUGCUCUGCGUGCCAGGGUGGGGAUUUUUCCCAGCACUGA